Messenger RNA from Ogataea parapolymorpha DL-1, 1245 nucleotides. RefSeq names its product Folylpolyglutamate synthase. Gene Ontology annotation, biological process: folic acid-containing compound biosynthetic process. The record is from RefSeq and is a predicted model, not a curated record. Gene Ontology annotation, cellular component: cytosol; cytoplasm; mitochondrion. Bases 1 to 1245 code for a protein of 414 amino acids. The transcript has a single exon. Gene Ontology annotation, molecular function: ATP binding; tetrahydrofolylpolyglutamate synthase activity; dihydrofolate synthase activity. NCBI's taxonomy places the organism in Eukaryota, Fungi, Ascomycota, Pichiomycetes, Pichiales, Pichiaceae.
AUGGGAAUUGAUUUACAGCUCAACAGGGUAAAGACACUACUUUCGAAGCUUGAUUUUAGCCCAACCUUCAAAGCUGUUCACAUCGCAGGUACAAAUGGGAAGGGAUCAGUAAGCUCGUAUGUGUCUCAUGCGCUCACGGCUCAAGGAAUCCGCAACGGCCGUCUGAACUCGCCACAUCUGCUAUACAAAUGGGACUCUGUGCAAAUAAACGAUAAAGCAGUACCAGAGAGAGAUUUCGCUGCUGCAGAGGGACGUGUUCGUGAAGUAGACCGUCGAGAUAACAUCAAUUGCACGGAGUUCGAGCUACUCACCUGCACAGCCUUGAAGAUGUUCAAUGAAAAACGAGUGCGGGUGGCAGUUCUUGAGACCGGCCUCGGGGGACGGUUGGAUGCCACCAACGUACUAGCAGCAGCAGACACACUGUGCACGGCUAUAACAAAGAUAGGAUUGGAUCACGAGCAUUUGCUGGGAAGCACACUUGAGAAGAUAGCGUACGAAAAAGCAGGAAUACUCAAAGAAGGUGUCCCAUGUGUUGUUGAUGGAUCCAAUGAAAGCUCUGUUUUGCGCACAAUCGAGCAAGUGGCAAGAAAAAAAGGCUCAGAAUAUUUGCCAGUGAGUGAUUCUCCGGCCCAAAAGUUUGAACGUUUGGGAGCAUGUCUGGGAGAUUUCCGUACGAAUCUCCAAGGCGAGUACCAGCAGAUGAACCUUUCUGUUGCCCUUGGGAUAUUAGAAGUCAUUUCUAGGUCCAUCCCAAUUCGAAAAGAUGCCAUAGAGCUCGGCAUCAGAAACACGAGUUGGCCAGGCCGAUUGCAAAAACUUGAUCUCAAACUCCGGUCAGAUAAAGUCCCAGUUUUGCUUGAUGGAGCGCAUAAUAGUCAAGCAGCGGAACAGCUUUCAAAAUACUUGGGCUCUUCUCGGUCAACGGGAGUCACGUUUGUUAUAGCAAUGACGUCUGGGAAAGACGUCUCCGGGCUGCUUCAGUCUCUCAUCAAACCCCAAGACACGGUCAUUUUCACACGGUUUUCGGAACCCGUGGAUGGAAUGCCCUGGAUUGAAAGUUAUUCUCCCGAGGAACUAUUUAAUAAAGCACGGCUCAAUGUCGACUCCACCAUCCAGCCAAACCUGGAAGCGGCAUUAUCAGCGGCCCAAAAUACCCAGAAACCCAUCGUGAUUUGCGGCAGUCUGUAUUUAGUGGCAGAAGUGCUGCGUUUGCAUUUACGCAAUGGAGGCGUCCAGACAUGGUGA